Molecule: messenger RNA, 17868 nt
Organism: Panthera uncia (snow leopard)
Lineage: Eukaryota; Metazoa; Chordata; Mammalia; Carnivora; Felidae
Gene: PIK3CA
Product: phosphatidylinositol-4,5-bisphosphate 3-kinase catalytic subunit alpha
Exons: 21
Coding region: 14469-17675 (1068 amino acids)
Biological process (GO): phosphatidylinositol-3-phosphate biosynthetic process; cell migration; phosphatidylinositol 3-kinase/protein kinase B signal transduction
Cellular component (GO): phosphatidylinositol 3-kinase complex, class IA; plasma membrane; cytoplasm
Molecular function (GO): 1-phosphatidylinositol-3-kinase activity; 1-phosphatidylinositol-4-phosphate 3-kinase activity
Source: RefSeq, a predicted model, not a curated record
UGGGAGCGGGCGCGGCUGGGAUGGGAACGGGGUGGGUGUGGGGGCCUCUCCGGCGCGCCCGUCGUAUUGGGCGGGGGCUACCCACGGGUCGUCUCUCAGCGUCGGCCCGCGUCGGAGUUCGCCAGCGAUCGCCGCUCCCUCUUCCCCGCCUGCCGCUGGCCUCACCCAGAUGCAGAGGCGAGGGCUCGCGGCUUACUCUCCUUUCCACCCUGGCCGCCGCCUCGCUCCUCGUUUCCUUCCUUUCUCAUUUUUGGGGAUGGGCGGCUGGAAUCUGAGGAAGCGCACCCAAGGGCCGCCGCCCCGGUCGCGGUAGCUCGGUCCCCCGCACCCUUGCACGCCCACCCGGCCCGCGGGUGGCCGGGCUGCCGCGAGCAGCGCGGCGUGAGGGAUCCUGGCGGAGCCGCGAGCUGCUCCAGAGGGGCUGCUGUCAUGCCCCAGGACUCCGGCCCCGCCAGCCGGGCGACCCUGUGUUUGCCUCACGCUGAGUUUAAAUCGCCCGGCUGGGGCUGGGAAGGAAAACCGCUCCCCCCACCCCGCAGUUCCCCUCCCACCCUUCCUCCCGAGGUUGUUUUUUUCCCCCCUUUUAACCAAGACAAUCAAACGUAUUGGAUCUUUCAUUCAUAGACCUGAGACACUGUCUCGUGAUUUGUGUCUUUACUAAGUCUAUUAUGCGAUGUCUGCUUCAUAGCUCCUAAGUGGUUCAGAAAGGUAGGGUACGCCCAGGAUUGGGCUAUGUAAACACCAGACGUUCCGCCAGUGUUUUGACCGCGGCUUGAGGGGUUUAUUUUAGGAUGCUAAAGGAAUAGUGGUGAUGGUGGCUUGUUCCCAGAAUUGGGGAUCGAAAACUGUUUUCUUAGAUGUCAAUAACGGGGGAACUGUUUACAUAGUUAAUGAACGAUAAGGGGAGCGCGACAAGAGAGGGCUUUGUAGAAAACAGCCUGCAUAUUCUUUAAUGAAUUAGAGUUGUGAUUUCGUUUUUGAGAAGCUUCCUCAUUCCAGCGACUUUGUGCACAUGCGGGACAUGGGUUUGUGAGAUGAUGUUUUGAAUCCAGUUUGUGAGGCCUGGGAGAACCCCCAGAAAACUUGGGUAGAUGAACUCCUGGUAACUCAAGUCGGGUGAUUUCAAUGGCCAACAUUUGAACCACUGCGGGCAAUAUUGGUUGCAUGUUUUCCUGCUUAGAAAAUAGAUUCUUCGGGUAUUACAAAUUUGCUUGUGUGCUGGAUUGUGUGAUGUUAAGACCUGGAAAUACUUAAGUUAACCAUGUUGCUAAUUUAACUUGGAUAGAUCAGAACACUUUACGUCUUUAUUAAGGAGCCCUCAGAGCAACUGCAAGUGUAAGAAUUUGUUAAUAUGUCUGUGUUUUCAAGUUUUAAGAUUUUUUAACUGAAGUAUUGAAUUCUGGUUGAUAGCGUAGAUCUGUAGCUAAACAUCACAUGGUAUGGAAAAUUUUAAUUAUCAGAUUAACUGUUCUGCAGUGUCAUCAACCAAAAUUAUCUGAAGAGGGCCCAGCAGGGGUGUGUGUGUGUGUGUGUGUGUGUGUGUGUGUGUGUGUGUGUGUUGGUGUUUGUUUCGUUUUUUAAGUUUUCUCAUCCUGUGUUUUGGGAUAAAAUUAAAAUUUCAUCCAUAACUUUUUUCACAAGUUUCUUGUGCAGUUUUCAUCAUUGUAAAAUGGAGUGGUUUUCUAUUAAAAUCACAAAAUAGGUGAUUAUGAUGUGAUAGCACAUCAUAAUAGUAAUAGCUCCAUGGGGGAAAUAGCAAGACCGUAAAUUAAUAUUAAUAUUCUAUCAACUAUGAGUAUAAAGUUUGAAAGGCAUUUCUGUCAGUUUUACUUGAAGAAUUCAAAAUAAACCACAUAUGUAAAUGCAGAAUUGCUUUAAUAUAUAUAAAGUUUUUAAAUUUUAAGUAAAUUAGAUAUAACAUGAAAGAGAUAUCACUGCAUACAAUACUGUACUUGAACUGAAAGAUUACUUCAUGAAAGUGUAUAUUCUCAUGGGCUGGAUAUGUAUAAAAGGGAGGCGAAAAGAACAAGUGACUGCCUGGCUCUGUGUAUGGAACAGUCCUUCUGGAGGCAGACCUUCCUUCCUGUGAGGAUAAGAUCCUCUCCAUCCCAAAGAAGUAUUCCUUUAAAAAAAAAAAAACAAAACACUAAAUUUAUAAAUAAAAUACUUGUAUAAUAAGGUAGAUCAUAAUAAUGUUUUUCCUAAGACAGUUUACUUUAUUUGUAGCUUUCAUGAUUAGAGCCCUUUAGUGAACAAAGGAGUUUUAAACAUUUGUUGUUACCAUUAAAGGGCAUUUGCUCUGUUGAUCUGUUUAUUUGAAAAGAGCUAACUUAAUCCCAUUUGAUCUCUUUAGCAACUAGAAUAGCAUUAAAAGGAUCAGUUCCCUAUUUUAUUUUUUUAAUAUCUUGAAUUCCAAGGUAGGCAUUAUUCUUUAAAUGAAUGAAAUGUAUUCCUUAAGCAUCAUACAAGAUUUCAUCCUUGGUGAAAAUAUUUAUGAUCUUUAAAAUUGUGCAAUUUUGGCAGCAUAAAUCUUGGAAUAUUCUAGUUUCUAUUUUAUUAGCCCAUUUAUUAAGCUUUUUCUUAAGUGUUGUCUUGAAUUACAGCAGUCCUGUAGGCAGGCAGUAUCACUAUCUUUGAGAAGUGACAUUUUAAUCUAAGGUCAUACAGGUGUCAGGUGACAGAUUCAUUGACAAAACCAAUGUUUUCUGACUGCUUUCACUAUAUCAGACUAUCUCUAACUUGCUUCUUCCUGCUUUCUGAUAGACAAACUAAGGCCCAGAAAAGUUAAUUACUUAAGACCACCUUUUUCAUGAUUUCCAGUAAUAAGCAUAUUUUUUAAUUCCUUAUAUAGCUUUAAAAGUGGUUUUCAAUCUUGGCUAUACGUUAGAAUCUUCUAGUUAGCUUUUUUAAACUACCAGUGCCAGGGCCUCAUUCCCAGAGAUUCUGAUUUAAUUGGUUUGAAAUGGAGCCUAGACAUCUGUGGUUUGUUUGUUUGUUUUAAAGUUCCCCAGGUAAUUCUAAUAUACAAAAUUGUAAAGCCCUUGUUUCCAAGGACCUGUAUGAUUUGGUCCUUGCUUGUCUUUCUAGGUUAAUUUCUCCUCCCACAGCUUCGUUGACCUUUCCCUGCUUUCAUGUGCAAAUACUCUUCCUGAAAUAUUCGCGCACUCCAUACCUCUGCCUUAACUAGCUGAUUCCUACUCAUCUUUCAUACCUCCUCCUCCUAAAAGUCUAGUCUGGGUUAGGUAUCCCUGCCUCCUGUUCCCAUAGCAUCUUGUAUUCCUACUGUCAUAGCAUUGACUCACUGCAUUAUAAUUGACUGUUUAUUUGUAUCCUCCACCAGGAUAUAAAUUCUAUGUGAAGGAUAGGGAAUUUUUCUAUUUUAUAUACAGUUGUAUUCUUAUUGCCAAGCACAGUAGCCAGCAGAUAAUAGGCACUUAUUAACUGAAUAAAUAUAUUGGCAACAGAUUUUUUACAACAUGUAAUAAUUUAUGAACACCAAUUAAGUUUUUACUUCUGCUAAAUACAUUUAAUAUCUUUGGUCACUAAAAGUGUCUAUCCCUGAACUUGCCACACGUACAAUUUCGUUUAGAGACAGUUGAGACGUUAUAAAUUAUACAUGAAUUAUAUCAAGUGUGACUCAACCCCAAACACAUACAAACAAAAAUAAGGAUCAUUAUUAUGCACAGAACUGCCCAGGAAAUCAGGAGACUUGAAUUCAAAUCCAUUUCACUACAAGCAUUAUGUCCUUGGGCAAGUCUCAGUCUUUUGGGGCUUCUGUUUCCUCAUCUGUAACACAGAGAGAUUGUACUGGGUGCUCUACAUGGUACUCAGUGAUCUGGCCUUAAAGUCUUAUGAGUACCAAAAAACUAAAAAUAAUUGGUUUUAGAAUCUGAAGCUCCUUGGUUUAAUACCUGGCUCUUAGAGUUACUGUCAGGAUUACUUUAGACAGAUUUCCUAAUCUGCAUAAUAGGAGUAAUUACUAUUCAGUAGAGUUGUUGUUGAAUUAAAUGAGAUAAUAUACAUCUAAAAGAGUUUUUGUCCUGUGUUAGGUACUUAAUAAAUUUUCAUUUCCUUUCCCCUUAGGAGGUGUUAGAUCUCAUGAGUGGACUUAGAUAACAGAAAGACAUAGUUUAUGUAUUAAAUCCUGUUUUCCACUUUGCUGAGUGCUAGCAUUACAGAUGUGACUAGGGACCAAAACAACUGUGGCUUUUAGUUUCAUUUUCUCAGAACCCCAUUAGACUGUCAAAUACCCACGUGUUAGCCUGGGAAAUAAUUGUGCUUAGAAAUUUCAAUCAUGACAGGAUAUCAAAUGCUAAACUAUCAAUACAUCUAUAAUUUGAAGGAGGAGAGAGUCUGGUGACCUUAUACCACCUACAAAGAUAAGUGAAAUCAGACUUGACCGCUCCAAAAGAAGGGGACAAAUUAAAACUAAGGGUGAUCUAUAAAAAGAAGACCCAGCAAUUUUGGUGAAGUCUCUGUUCACCAAAGCUUAAAACUCAGGAAUCAUUAUUUGGUAAUUUCUAGGAGAUAUAGGAAAUACACCUCUGGUCAGGGCCAAUUCCAGAAGAUAAGAUUGUUCUUGAUGUCACAGUAACAAUUUCAAAUAUCAACAGACUGAAAUUGUUUAUUUGGGAGCCAUGUUUUUUAUAUAGUUAUCUUAGGAUUUAUUUGGUAAUAGAGAGCAACCUUACAGUGUACUAAUAUCUCUUUGCUAAAGUUUUUUGAUACCGAUCUUAUUUUUAUAUAAAUCGAAUUGGCAUGCCUGAGUUUUCCCUUAAGUUUAUGUUUAAAGUGAAUUUUAUUACCAUUUUGGAGAAAAAUUCUAUAAUAAAAACUGAAAACUGUGGGGAGAAGAAACUGAAGUGUUAGGGCAUAAAGAAAUUUGAAGCAACACAUAGUGAAUGAAGUCUGAGCAUUCAACUUGAAGGCUUGAGAUUUCCAUCAUUCAAAAAAGGUUAUUAGACCUUAGAUAUACCAGUAAUGUUGUAUAGCUAUAUAUCUUAUUCACAUUUAACCCUUUUUCUAUGAACUGAUUGACUGAUCCUGGUUAAGGAAUUUUUAGGUGUUUCUUCUCCCUGUCCCCAAAUACAUAGUUUGGGGAGUUUCAAGUUAAAAUGUUCCACUAAAGAAUUUGUAAUAAAUGUGGUACCUUAGAGCUUUUUCAAGUUUAAUAUUUAUUAAGGUGAAGCUGUUCUUAGGGUGGAUUAUAGAGCUCUGAUCUAGAGGACUAAUGGACUGAAUUCCAGCCACAAACUGCUGCUUUAUAUAUGUGUAUGGGGGAGAGGAGGCAGAUUAUAUCAAGUUUUUGCCUCUUUUUCUGCAUUGAGAUGAUAGGAACUCUAAUAUGUUGCUUGCUAAGUAACUCAUGUAAUUAAUGAGAUAAUUUAAAUGAUCCCUAAAAUUACAUAAAAUUAUUAAGGAAGAAUGUAUACAUACUAAUCAUUAUUUUAAGUUUACAUCUAAUACAAGAAUAACACCUUUCAUAUUUAGCCCAACAAUUAAAUACUCAUUUUUUCUGUAAUAUUCUAGUAGUUACCUUGAUAAUUUAUCUAAAUUGCUAGAUUAAGUUUUAGUAACCUUUAGCAUAUAAUUGCAGUUGUUACAAAGGAGUCUUUGUAUCAAAGCCAGCAUUGCCAUUUGAAAUAAAGGUGGGAUUUAAAAAUGUAGUAAGAAUUUUUACAGACCAUACCUAUCUGGUACACAUCAUAUUUUAAAUAUUUGUGUAAAAAAAGUCAAGUGUUUUGAUUUGAAAAAAGCUGUACCAGGAUAGAAUCAUCCUACUCUGAUCUUAAUUCUCUUGCCAAACUGAAUACUAACUCAGGAGUUAGUAAGACUCAGUGGAGAGGUGCAUCGUACAAACUUCCCAUAGAGAGGGGCACCCGGGUGGCUCAGCCAGUUAAGCGCCCAGCUUCAGCUCAGGUCAUGAUCUCAGUUUGUGAGUUCAGGCCCCAAGUCAGGCUUUGUACUGAUUGCUUAGAGCCUGGAGCCUGUUUCAGGUUCUGUGUCUCCCUCUCUACCCCUGGCCUGCUCACACUUUGUCUCUCUCUCUCUCAAAAAUAAACAAACAUUAAAAAAAAAAAAAAACCAGCACUAUAGAAAUUUGAAACAAUAUGAUAAAGAUAUUUUUAAGCAUAAAUUUUUUGACAGGAUGUUCAUUCCUAUUAUCUUCGGCACUUAGCAUAGUGCCUGGAUAUAACUAGCCACUAAGCAUUGAUAUUUUCACAGUAGAAUCAUAAUUGAGAAUCAAAAUAAUUUUCUUUUAUCAGUUUGUAGCUACAUACUUCAAACUAUCUAAAACUAGGUAAAUUGCUCUGUGCCAGUCUUAGUUGAUCAUUUAUUGAGUAUAGGUUUGAAGUAUAUCAGAAACACUUUUCUGUAAGUUGCUAAGUAGUUGCAGAUUUCUAUUGCUAUUUAGAGAUAAUUUUAACAAAGAUUGAUAGGUUAAGGAGAGGCUGUGUGUUAUGGUGAAAAGAACAUUGGAUCAAGAAUCUAAAAUCUAGACUCUGUAUUGAACUGUUAACUGGCUGUUUGGUUUUAGAGCUUGACCUUUCAACAAUUGUUUCUUUUACCCACAAGACAUCUAAUGUUCUUUGCUAUUCCAAAAUUCUGGGAUAUUGCUAGUAUUUUAAAGUCUAUUUCUGAUUUCAGGGAAGAGUAAGUAAGCCACUCCCUCGAGGGAGGAUAGUCCAUGUCUGUUGUAUUUUCAGAAGCUAAAAUCUUUUUGUCUGCUUGCUUAUAAAUUUGCACAUAUUUGAAGGCUCUUGUGUGAAAUUCUGUGGCAUAGACAAGCUGCCAUCAGAAAAAGAAUGGACUGGAAAGAUUUUUUUUCUUUCUGAAACCAUCAGGGAUUUUGUAGAAUCAGACUUACUGUAGGAGUGGCCGUUUUGGUUACUGGCGUUGAGAGCAGUUAAAUGACUGAUAGGCAUUGAGAGUAGGUCAUCUAUUGCACACCAGGUGACAGAGUUAUGAAGGCCAGCAAACCUGUCACAGCACCCUUAAUACCACUGAUCACCAUCCCUACUUGUUAAAGACUUCUAGGAAGGUAUGUUCCACAAUUUCCUUUGAUGACCUGUCCCACUAAAUGUUCUUCAGAAAAUGUGUUCUAAUCUUAGGACUAUAAAUCAAGAGGCAUAGUAAGCCUUUUUUCUAGAUAUAUCCUUUUUGUGCAAAUAUAAGGAAAGAUGACAAAAAUAAUUGUCCUUGAUUGGAAAGCAUUGGUAUCUAUGCCACUGAUUUGCUUCUAUAAACGUUCAAAUUACUCACCUUCAGGGUUUGAAUAUUUUGUAGCCAACAAACUGUUCAAAUUAUGAGAUGUUAUUUGGAGUAUGUACUCAUUUUUCAACAAGCUAAGCACAUUUCUGUACCUUAUUUUUCUUUGAGAGAUUGUACUUUUUCAAGUACUUUUUUGACGGACUUAUUACAGGUCUAGACCUGAAAGUACUAUUGUUGCAUUUUGAAACAAUUGACUGCCUUUAGCUUAAAAAGUGAGUGAAGUGUGUGUGUGUGUGUUUUCCUUAGGAGUCUGAGGAGGUUAACUUCUUGGCAAGUGCAAAAACCUUGAAGUUUUUCGCCAGCUAAGCUAUUCUGUGAAUAAUAUAGGUCUGUAGGGUACGUCAUCAAAUAUAGAGCACUAUAUUUGAUGGGAAAAAUUGUGGGGGAAAAGAUUGAAACUAGAACUACUAAAGUCCAAUCUGAAAUCAAACCACACAUGACAGGAAAGAAAGGAAAAACUGUGUGAUACUGUCAUUUUUUUAUUUAUAAAUAUUAAUAGUAACAUCAUUAAAAAAAUUUUUUUUAAUGUUUAUUUUUGAAAGAGAGAGAGAGAGACAGAGCGUGAGCAGGGGAGGGGCAAAGAGAGAGGGAGACACAGAAUCCGAAGCAGGCUCCAGGCUCUGAGCUCUCAGCACAGAACCUGACACAGGGUCCAAACCUGUGAACCGUGAGAUCAUGACCUGAGCCAAAGUUGGACGCUUAACCAACUGAGCCACCCAGGCAUCCAAUAGUAACAUCACUUUAAAGUUAUUUUCUAUAUGAAGAUUUCCUUAAAAUCUAAUGGCUAUUAUUAGUUGCAUUUGAGACCCCGAAAGGCAGCUUCUUAAAGUAUUUAUGAAAGAUACUUGUAUUCUUUUUUUUUUUUUAUGUUUGUUUAUGUUUGAGAGAGAGAGAGAGGGAAACACAAAAUGCGAGUGGGGGAGGGGCAGAGAGAGAAGGAGGCACCAAAUCCAAAGCAGGCACCAGGCUCUGAGCUGUCAGCACAGAGCCCGACACAGGGCUCGAACUCAUGGACCAGGAGAUCAGGACCUGAGCCGAAGUCCGAUGCUCAACUAACUGGCCCACCGAGGCACCCCUGUAUUCUUUUUCUCUAACUAUAUAGCAGUUGUAAAAGUUGAACAGGACUUUUCCAAAGCAGCUUCUGUACUUGUCUUGAUAAUUAUAAUGGUAGCAACACUCAAAGCAGUCUGGAAUAUUAGUAAUUUUAUAGUGUGGAGAUUGGUUGUUCAUUUUCUGUUCACUAGAAACGACCAACUUUCAAGUUUCUUAAUGAUAUUAUGGGACUCCAGAUUUCCUCAAAUUCAGUUUCACUAAUUCUGUACAAUAAAAGGUAGUAAUUUUUACAGCCAUGUAAUAAUGUUCAUGGACACUAUUGUAUAGUUAAAUGUAUCUACUAAUGUAUCAUGACUAAAACAGUUAAAUGUAUCAUGCUGUGGUCUUUUUGUUGAGUAUAAAUAUUAAGCAUGUAAAUUAGUACAUUUCUCCUGCAAAUAAUUUUUUUCCCCAAUCAAAAUGAAGGUAAGUAAUUUGACAGUAGGAAUAUUUGAAGGCAGGACAGUCUUCGAAUAUUCACAAAAUACAGUUACUGUACUUAGGCUUCUUUAGUUUUCUUUUCUUUCUCCAAAAUAUACGUCAUAAUGGUUAAGAGCAUGUGCUCUGGAGCCAGACUAUGGAGAUUAGUAGUUUUUUUUAGCUUAAAGCAAGUUAUUUACCCUGUCUGGGUUAAAUAUUCUCUGGGUUAUUAACACAUAUUUCCGUGUUUGUAAAAGAGGGAUGAUAACAAUACCUACAUCAUAACAUUGUAGUGAGGAUUAAAUAACUAAUACAGUUAAGUUUUUUGACAGUGCCUAGUUGGUAGUAAACACUCGACAAAUAUUUGUAAACUCCUUGAGAGCACAAACUGUGUCCUAUUCAUCAGUUUAUUUGGGGGCGUUAACAUUAUGUAGUGAAUUGAAUUUUGUCCAUUCUGAGGAUUUACUAAUGGAUCCAGUCUCUAGAGAAUGAACAGUAAGGCUGCCUUCUAACAAGUUUCUUGAUUACUAAGCAGUAAUGUUCUUUUUGUUCUAUUACAACUUAAAAUUUCAUUCUAACUCUAGGAAUCUGAAUUGUGUUUCACACCUACUCCUAAGAGAAGUUAGCACAUGGAGAUUUAGCUUGAUGGGAAUGAGGUAUUGAUGGACAGAAGAUACUAAGAAAUGGAUGUACAUAUUUCACAUCUAGUCUGAUGUUCCCAUGGAUUGAUUUUUCCCUGUCAAUUCCUGGAAUCUCAAAAUCCCUGACAGAUAUCUUUAAUAGCAUUCAAUAGCCAUUGAAGUAGCACUUGUUUCAUGCUACCCGUCAUUUCCUUUCCUUGUCCUCCCUCAUGCACUAAAGUCUGUAGUUGUGUCCUAUUGUCAUAUAGUCCCUAUGUUACAAGACUUUUAUAGAAUUCUCAUGUCAUGUUGGAAGCUGCUUAUAUUUCACUUACCCAUGAUACUUGUUAUGAAGUCUUUAUUAAAUACAGUAUUUACUCUUUUUAGAUAUCAUUUUGUUUGUUACCUGGUUUGUACUCAUUGGACAUUGUAUAAACCUUACAAGUCAUGUAUGUGAAAAUAAGGAAAACAACCAUGUGUUUUGAUUUUAACAUGAGUUCAGUCUCUAAUUCUUUGCCUUUAAUUACUGAGUUACCUACCUGGCAUCAUUGAUACAAGUUUUUGUGGCAUCAUUGUAUUGGCACUUUACAUAAAUGAGAAUAUUAGUUCAUAUUUAAGUUUUUGGUAAAGAUAUGUGUUUAUGUUUUCUCACCUCUUAACUUUUAGCAAUUUAGACUGCUCUUGAUGGUCACACACCAUAACUUAUUCUUCUCAAGUUGAUGAUCCUAUUGUCUGUAUUUCUCAUUCACCAGGUUGAUAGUAAACAAUAAAGUCCAUGUACUUUUUAAAACUACAUGAAUUGUUAUAAUUAAUUUAUAUGGAGAUUGCUUUACAAAGGAUCUAUAAUUUUGGCACAGUUAUUCAAAGUUUUUCAUUGUUACUUUUAAAGAAUUACUAAGCAUACUUUCAGACAUUUUUUAUAUGUGUAAAACUAUAUAUAGAAUUUCGUCUCUUCUAGGGGGUGGUAUGCAUAAUGAAAAAAACAAACCAAAAACAAAACAAAACAUGACCGUGGACUGCCCUAGUACUAACCAAGCGUUCAUUGCCAUACUGUGUCAUUGUGAUUAACCUAGGAAUUAAAGUUAAGAAUUAACUACUUAUUUUGCUGAAGGAAACUCAGCCAUGUUACACAGAAUUUAUUUUAUGAAAACUCUGAGUAGGUUUCUGUUAACACUUUCACCUAGGGAAAUGGGAAAAAGUAAAAGACAGGACAUAUAUAAAUAAGGUAACAUAUCUCCAUGUUACUCUCACCUCCUUAUGAAAUAUUUAUUCCCUUUGUACAAACACCCACUUUUUGAAUGAUCUGUGUGGAGAGGUGGAACUUCCCCUAGAGUCUUAGAAGAGAAGAGUGUACCCUGAGCUGCCAUGUGCCCAUCUUUCUAGCUGUCCAGAAGAUGAGGGCUGAAAAGAGAUGCUCUCUCUCACAUUGGGGGAGAAUAAAGGGUUGAUGCACUGAAAUGGGACAUUUGCUUAUAAUUCUAGAUCAGAACCAGAAUAUCUAACCUGUCUUUCAACCACAUGACACUGAACAAGCCACUUAGGUUUUGUGAGCCUGAAAAGUUGUCACUAGAUGGCUAGUGACUGAAAGAGAUGUUUCCAGGGUGCUGUAUUCCAGAAAUGAGCCUGUGCAAACUUUAUGAAUGUAGAACUCAAAUAGCUAUGAAUAAAAUAGAAAUAAAAAUAAUUAAGUAUGUUAAGUCUUUUAUGAUUAUCAAAUAUCUAAGAAUGCAAAGAUGGGUAAAUAUGAAAUUUUAUAAUAUGUAGGUCAAUAGAUCUGAUAAGGAAAGUAAACAUAUCGGUAAACAUGGAAAAGAAAAUAAUAAUUUCCUUUUGUCCCUUUAAAAGCCAGAAAUAAAGAGAAGUUUCCUUAACAAACAUAUCAAACUAAAAGCUAAAGUAAAAAUUGAUAGUGAAAUACUAGAGAAGCAAUGAGUGUUUAAAACUCAGAAACCUGUUAUCACUACAUUAUUAUAUAAUAUUCCUCUGGAUGUUCUGACCAAUAUAAUAAGAAAUGAAUUAGAAUGAAAAGUAGUAAAUACUGGAAAAAAAAAAAAAAAAGCUCUACAAUCCCAUUUUUGGGUGGUAUGAUUGCAUUCCUGGGAAAACCAAGAGUCACCUGAGAAGUUAUUAGAACUUAUUAAUAGGAAGGUAGAGUAACUAGAUUUAAGAAAAUACUUUAAACUCAGUAGUUCUCCUUUAUAAUAGCAGUAAUUGUUUAGAAAAUAUGGUAGAAAAAGUCGCUUAUAGCAAGGACAGAAAAUAUAAAAUUAUGUUAAUAAGAAAUGUGUGAGCCCCUGUGGAGAAACCUGAAAAUUACUGGGAUACGUGCAGGGUGGGGGGUUGGGGGUUGCAGGGAGAAAAACAUCAUGUGCCUGAAUGGGAAGUCCCAACUAUUAACAAAUAUCCGUUUUUCUCAAGUUAACUUAGAGGUUGAGGUUUAGCAUAAUUCUGAUUUUUUUUAAUGUGUUUGAGAAAUUAACAAGAUAAUUCUUAGUUUUGUCCAAGAAACUAGAGGUAAAAAUGAGAUAACUUAGGUCAAAAACCAAGAACAGUGCCAGAGAGCUAAUAACCCUGUAGCCCUAUCAGAUAUCAAAGCACGCUGUAAAACUAUAAUAAAUAAAAGAGUAGGGUACUGGCAUAGCACUGAUAGUAAAGUUGGUGAAAGUGAAUUGAAAUCCCAGAAAUAUAUAUUCUAAAUAUAAUAAAAGAAUCAUCAGAAAUCAGCAGAAAAAGGAAGACGUUCAGUGCAUGUUUUUGAGAGUGGUAAAUAGUAUUCAAAAUAAAUUUGAAUCUUUAUGUCAUCUUAUAUACCAAAAUAAAUUCAAGGUAAAUUGAAGAGUUAGAUGAAAAAGAGUAAAUAUCCUUAUGCUAGUUUCAUUUAAGAAAGAUAUUUUAUGUGGGGGCACCUGGGUGAUUCCGUUAGUUAAGCGUCUGACUUCAUCUGGGGUCAUGAUCUCCCAGUCAUGAGCCCAGUGUCAAACUCUCUGCUGUCAGCACAAGAGCCUGCUUCAGAUCCUCUGUCUCCUCUCCCUCCCUCUCCGCCCCUCUUCCUACUCUCCCCCUCACCUCAAAAAUACAUAAAACAUUUUUUAAAAAUUAAAAAAAAAAUUCAUGUGAAUGGGGAAAUACCUUCCAAACUUUAAAGAACUGGAAGGACUCAUGAAGGGAAAAUUUAUUACAUUGACUCAGAACAUUGCCAUUUAUUUUGUCCUUUUCUCCCACCUCCCUCCCCCCAAUACAAAUGAAUAAAUUAAAGAUGUGCAAACUGGGAUUAGAAAUUUGCAAAUAUGUAGCAGACAGAGGUUUAUCUCUAUUUGUUUAUGUGGAUCAGAUCAUUUUAUUGGGGCUCCAGGGAAGGGUUGAACGGCUGGGAGACCAAUAAGAUCCAACAUCCUUGGCCUGGCCAGGAUCUCUCCAACUUCACAGUUGCAGAAAGCCAAAUGUUUACCUUUAAUUUUAAGGUGUUCCUACAAAUGCUUUCAAAAGCACCAAGUUCAAUGUACAUGAAUGAGCAAAGAACUUGAGAAAACAGGUUCAUUUACUAAAGUGAAAAUAAAAGCAAAUGGGAAAAUGUUUCUCCUUGACAGAUGAUCAAAGAAGUGAAACUUUUAAGUUGCAGUGAUAUAUUUUUACUUUUUGAGUUACCAGGAAAUUUUUCUAAUGGUUUUGUUGCUGGUGAAUAUGCCAUGAAAUGUGCUUGUUCGUAUAUUUCUUUUGGCAGUCUAAAUUGAUUGAACACUUUUGGAAAAAAACAAGUCAGCAAUUUUUGUGCCUUUAAAAUUAACAUACCUUUUGAUCCCAUAAUUUCAUUUUUGCAGCAUUAUAUAUAAUAAUGGAAAUUUUUUAAUUUUAUUUUUUAUUUUUAAAAUUUAUAUCCAAAUUAGUAUAUAGUGAAGCAAUGAUUUCAGGAGUAGAUUCCUUAAUACCCUUACCCGUUUAGCCCAUCCCCCCUCCCACAACCCCCCCGUAACCCUCUGUUUGUUCUCCAUGAGUCUCUUCUGUUUUGUCCCCCUCCCUGUUUUUAUAUUAUUUUUGUUUCCCUUCCCUUAUGUUCAUCUGUUUUGUCUCUAAAGUCCUCAUAUGAGUGUAGUCCUAUGAUUUUUGUCUUUCUCUGAUUGAUUUCACUUAGCAUAAUACCCUUUAGUUCCAUCCAUGUUGUUGCAAAUGACAAGAUUUCAUUCUUUUUGAUUGCUGAGUAAUACUCCAUUGUAUAUAUAUGCAACAUCUUCUUUAUCCAUUCAUCCAUCAAUGGACAUUUAGACUCUUUCCAUACUUUGGCUAUUGUUGAUAGUGCUGCUAUAAACAUGGGGGUGCAUGUGUCCCUUCGAAACAGCACACCUGUAUCCUGUGGAUAAAUGCCUAGUAGUGCAAUUGCUGGGUCGUAGGGUAGUUCUGUUUUUAGUUUUUUGAGGAAGCUCCAUACUGUUUUCCAGAGUGGCUGCACCAGUCUGCAUUGCCACCAACAAUGCAAAAGAGAUCGUUUCUCUCCGCAUCCUCACCAACAUCUGUUGUUGCCUGAGUUGUUAAUGUUAGCCAUUCUGACAGGUGUAAGGUGGUAUCUCAUUGUGGUUUUGAUUUGUAUUUCCCUGAUGAUGAGUGAUGUUGAGCAUUUUUUCAUGUGUCGGUUGGCCAUCUGGAUGUCGUCUUUGGAGAAGUGUCUAUUGAUGUCUUUUGCCCAUUUCUUCACUAGAUUAUUUGUUUUUUGGGCGUUGAGUUUGAGAAGUUCUUUAAAGAUUCUGGAUACUAACACUUUAUCUGAUAUGUCGUAUACAAGUAUCUUCUCUCAUUCUGUCAGUUGCCUUUUAGUUUUGCUGGUUGUUUGCUGUGCAGAAGCUUUUUAUUUUGAUGAGGUCCCAGUAGUUCAUUUUUGCUUUUGUUUCCCUUGCCUCCAGAGACGUGUUGAGUAAGAAGUUGCUGCGGCCAAGAUCAAAGAGGUUUUUGCCUGCUUUCUCCUCGAGGAUUUUGAUGGCUUCCUGUCUUACAUUGAGAUUUCUGCUUUGGGACAGCCACGCAUCUAAUUCCUUAAAACAGUUUUAUAUGUAAAACUUGUAAAGAAUCAGAACAAUGCCUCCAAGACCAUCAUCAGGUGAACUGUGGGGCAUCCACUUGAUGCCCCCAAGAAUCCUAGUAGAAUGUUUACUACCAAAUGGAAUGAUAGUGACGUUAGAAUGCCUCCGUGAGGCUACAUUAAUAACUAUAAAGCAUGAAUUAUUUAAAGAAGCAAGAAAAUAUCCUCUCCAUCAACUUCUUCAAGAUGAAUCUUCUUACAUUUUCGUAAGUGUUACCCAAGAAGCAGAAAGGGAAGAAUUUUUUGAUGAAACAAGACGACUUUGUGACCUUCGGCUUUUUCAACCCUUUUUAAAAGUAAUUGAGCCAGUAGGCAACCGUGAAGAAAAGAUCCUCAAUCGAGAAAUUGGUUUUGCUAUUGGCAUGCCAGUGUGUGAAUUUGAUAUGGUUAAAGAUCCAGAAGUACAGGACUUCCGAAGAAAUAUUCUGAAUGUUUGUAAAGAAGCUGUGGAUCUUCGGGAUCUUAAUUCACCUCAUAGUAGAGCAAUGUAUGUCUAUCCUCCAAAUGUAGAAUCUUCACCAGAACUGCCAAAGCACAUAUAUAAUAAACUAGAUAAAGGGCAAAUAAUAGUGGUGAUUUGGGUAAUAGUUUCUCCAAAUAAUGACAAGCAGAAGUAUACUCUGAAAAUCAACCAUGACUGUGUGCCAGAACAAGUAAUUGCUGAAGCAAUCAGGAAAAAAACUCGAAGUAUGUUGCUAUCAUCUGAACAACUAAAACUCUGUGUUUUAGAAUACCAGGGCAAGUAUAUUUUAAAAGUAUGUGGAUGUGAUGAAUACUUCCUUGAAAAAUAUCCUCUAAGUCAGUAUAAGUACAUAAGAAGCUGUAUAAUGCUUGGGAGGAUGCCCAAUUUGAUGCUGAUGGCUAAAGAAAGCCUUUACUCCCAACUGCCAAUGGACUGUUUCACAAUGCCAUCUUAUUCCAGACGUAUCUCCACAGCUACACCAUAUAUGAAUGGAGAAACAUCUACAAAGUCCCUAUGGGUUAUAAAUAGUGCACUCAGAAUAAAAAUCCUUUGUGCAACCUAUGUGAAUGUAAAUAUUCGAGACAUCGACAAGAUCUAUGUUCGAACAGGUAUCUAUCAUGGAGGAGAACCCUUAUGUGAUAAUGUGAACACUCAAAGAGUACCUUGUUCUAAUCCCAGGUGGAAUGAAUGGCUAAAUUACGAUAUAUACAUUCCUGAUCUUCCUCGUGCUGCUCGACUUUGCCUUUCCAUUUGUUCUGUUAAAGGCCGAAAGGGUGCUAAAGAGGAACACUGUCCAUUGGCCUGGGGAAAUAUAAACUUGUUUGAUUACACAGAUACUCUAGUAUCUGGAAAAAUGGCUUUGAAUCUUUGGCCAGUACCUCAUGGAUUAGAAGAUUUGCUGAACCCUAUUGGUGUUACUGGGUCAAAUCCAAAUAAAGAAACCCCAUGCUUAGAGUUGGAGUUUGACUGGUUCAGCAGUGUGGUAAAGUUCCCAGAUAUGUCAGUGAUUGAAGAGCAUGCCAACUGGUCUGUGUCUCGAGAAGCAGGAUUUAGUUAUUCCCAUGCAGGACUGAGUAACAGACUAGCUAGAGACAACGAAUUAAGAGAAAAUGAUAAAGAACAGCUCCGAGCAAUUUGUACCCGAGAUCCUCUAUCUGAAAUCACUGAGCAAGAGAAAGAUUUUCUGUGGAGCCACAGACACUAUUGUGUAACUAUCCCUGAAAUUCUACCCAAACUGCUUCUGUCUGUUAAAUGGAAUUCUAGAGAUGAAGUAGCUCAGAUGUACUGCUUAGUAAAAGAUUGGCCUCCAAUCAAACCUGAACAGGCAAUGGAGCUUCUGGAUUGUAAUUACCCAGAUCCUAUGGUUCGAGGUUUUGCUGUUCGAUGCUUGGAAAAAUACUUAACAGAUGACAAGCUUUCUCAGUACUUAAUUCAGCUAGUACAGGUCCUAAAAUAUGAACAGUAUUUGGAUAACCUGCUUGUGAGAUUUUUACUCAAGAAAGCAUUGACUAAUCAAAGGAUUGGGCACUUUUUCUUUUGGCAUUUAAAAUCUGAGAUGCACAAUAAAACAGUUAGUCAGAGGUUUGGCCUGCUUUUGGAGUCGUAUUGUCGUGCAUGUGGGAUGUAUUUGAAGCACCUAAAUAGGCAAGUUGAAGCUAUGGAAAAGCUCAUUAACUUAACUGACAUUCUCAAACAAGAAAAGAAGGAUGAAACACAAAAGGUACAGAUGAAGUUUUUAGUUGAGCAAAUGCGGAGACCAGAUUUCAUGGAUGCUCUACAGGGUUUUCUGUCUCCUCUAAAUCCUGCUCAUCAACUAGGAAAUCUCAGGCUUGAAGAGUGUCGAAUUAUGUCCUCUGCAAAAAGGCCACUGUGGUUGAAUUGGGAGAACCCAGACAUCAUGUCAGAGUUACUCUUUCAGAACAAUGAGAUCAUCUUUAAAAAUGGGGAUGAUUUACGGCAAGAUAUGUUAACACUGCAGAUCAUUCGCAUUAUGGAAAAUAUCUGGCAAAAUCAAGGCCUUGAUCUUCGAAUGUUACCUUAUGGUUGUCUGUCAAUCGGUGACUGUGUGGGACUUAUUGAGGUGGUGAGAAAUUCUCACACUAUUAUGCAGAUUCAAUGCAAAGGUGGCCUGAAAGGCGCACUGCAGUUCAACAGCCACACGCUGCACCAGUGGCUCAAAGACAAGAACAAAGGCGAAAUAUACGAUGCAGCCAUUGACCUGUUCACACGUUCAUGUGCUGGAUAUUGUGUUGCUACCUUCAUACUGGGAAUCGGAGAUCGUCACAAUAGUAACAUCAUGGUUAAAGAUGAUGGACAACUAUUUCAUAUAGAUUUUGGACACUUUUUGGAUCAUAAGAAGAAAAAAUUUGGUUAUAAACGGGAACGUGUGCCAUUUGUUUUGACACAAGAUUUCUUAAUAGUGAUUAGUAAAGGAGCCCAAGAAUGCACAAAGACAAGAGAAUUCGAAAGGUUUCAGGAGAUGUGUUACAAGGCUUAUCUAGCUAUUCGGCAGCAUGCCAAUCUCUUCAUAAAUCUCUUCUCAAUGAUGCUUGGCUCUGGAAUGCCAGAACUGCAAUCUUUUGAUGAUAUUGCAUACAUUCGAAAGACCCUAGCUUUAGAUAAAACUGAACAAGAGGCUUUGGAAUAUUUCAUGAAACAAAUGAAUGAUGCACAUCAUGGUGGCUGGACAACAAAAAUGGAUUGGAUCUUCCACACAAUUAAGCAGCAUGCUUUGAACUGAAAUGAUAACUGAGAAACCAAAAGCUCAUUAUCUGGAUUCUAUACUGCACUGUUAAUAACUGUCAACAGGCAAAGACUGAUUGCAUAGGAAUUGCACAAUCCAUGAACAGCAUUAGAAUUUACACAAGAUCAGAAAUAAAAUACUAUAUAAUUUAAAUAAUGUAAACGCAAACAGGGUUUGAGAGCACUAAACU